Messenger RNA from Pieris macdunnoughi, 897 nucleotides. Lineage: Eukaryota; Metazoa; Arthropoda; Insecta; Lepidoptera; Pieridae. The record is from the annotation of a GenBank genome assembly.
AUGUCUGUAGGAUCGAUCCGCAACGGGUGUGUUGAAGCACCCUUAUCGAAAAUCUCUUUGGAAUACCAAAAACAUGGCGGAACACAAAUCAAAGGAGGGUACAUGUUACGAUAUAAACGAAAGUACUUGUGGAACUCGUGGUCCGAGGAAUGGGUAGUGCUAUAUGAUGAUUCAACUAUGGCUUGGUUUAAGGAUGCAUCAGGAAAAUGCAUGGCAACACAAAAGCACCUUGUAAAGGAAAGUCCGGAAAUGCUGGCCAUUGCAACCUGGACAGGGCAAGUGCCGCAAAGACCACCGCUGCCUCCAGGAGCAAAAUUAUCACAGCUCAUGGCUUUGGGGUCUCGAAAAGACCCCGGCCGGGUUGUAUGGAUGCUUGCUAAGUCGGAUGCCGAAAUGAGAGAAUGGAUGGCUGCAAUAUCAAAGACCUUGCCUCCGCCGCCUCACAUCGAGCUGGUGAUGUCUAUGCCGUACCUUCGUACUGCCUUCAAGAGACCGACUGUCCGAGUGCGGCCAACACCGGAGAUGUACAGUCGUAAUGGUCGCAAUGCGUUCGGAGCUCUCGACGGUCGUGGACUAGUUGCGGUCAUCAAGCGACAGGUGCCAUUGGCUGGGCAGUUGAAUCAUGAGCUUGCCUGGGGACAGGGUUGGGGCUGGGUCACGUUACCCAACGGUGUCUGGAGUGGGCGAUUAACUUGGUCCCAGGAUGGUGAGGACUUUGCUCUUCACGCGAUGCCUAUUAUGCACCACUCCAACGUCUCAGAAGCUUGCUCCAUGCUCGACGGAGUGACAGCUUACGAGGCCUCCGCGUACGAUCAAGCUCUUGCUGAAUACGAUGACACCGCUACUGUCUCUGAUGAUUGGGAUUUCAGCGUUGAUUGCGGGGAUUUUAUGAUGUAA